Molecule: messenger RNA, 1902 nt
Organism: Durusdinium trenchii
Lineage: Eukaryota; Dinophyceae; Suessiales; Symbiodiniaceae
Source: the annotation of a GenBank genome assembly
AUGUGUCCUUCGUAUACCUCAAGGCCAAUGCAUCCAUGCUGGAGGAUGUUGAUGAUGGUGUCAGCCCUGAUUCCAACAUCUGGGCUGAUACACAAAGAAAGCUCCAAGCCGAUGGAGAUCCUUGAUCUCCUGGCUGACAACUCUUCAACAGCUGGUGGCUGGAAUUUCUGUGCCAACCAGUGGGAGGAGUGCGUUUGCCACGGACGAGUCAGGUGGGGCUACGGUCGAACAUGGAAAGUUAUUGACCCUCCUUUGCACAGCUCUUCACUCACAGUCAUGUGCAGCAUCAAGCACUUGCAGGAUGUCCUGCCGGGUGAGAGUCAGAAGCACUGCCAGUGUCAAGGACAGGUGAUGAGCAAGCACUCCUUCAGUAGCGAAUCAACAGCCUUCACAGAAGGUGGCAUCUCCAAGAUUGCGCUAAAAGAUUCUGACUGGAUCUUCUGCUCCAACCAAUGGCAGGAAUGCCAGUGCAACAAUCACGUGAGGUGGGGGAAAGGAGAGAGAUGGAAAUAUCUUAGCCCUAAAAAGCUCGGCUCUUUGUUUUCGGUGAAGUGUGAUGUGAAUGCCCUUGGAGAUCCUGUGCCGGGAGAGGACGGGAAGCACUGUGAAUGCCUCGUGGCACGCGGGAGCCUCUUCGAGAGAGAAUUGAAUCCGAUGUUGCUGAGCCAGAAAGCUGCAGAUAGCUACGGCGCGAGAAUCAUUGCUUCCUGCGACAUUUUUGAGGCUGGAAAAGCAAAUGGUCCCGAGGGCCGAGCGCAGUGGCAAGCAGUAGAGCCAUUCUGCUCAAAGGCUUGGGAGGAAAAAGCCGAAGCUGACCGUUCACUUCAUUCAGGUCCUCGAAGACUUUCCCUGGGCUCCUUGCAGAAGCUCAUGCAAGCUCGGGUUGAUGCCCGCUUUGAGACCAAUUACCUGAAACUGGUCGACGAGGACGGCUGGUUUGACAAGGCGUUUGUCAAUUAUUUUGCUGGAGCUCCUGGAAGCAAGCACGCCAAUAUGACCGAGCAGCUUAUCCGUUCAGUUCACAUGUUCUCCGAGAAUCCCAUUGUUGUGCUGCACCUUGGCAGCCGGGCUCCUGACACAUGGACACCAAAGCGCUUCCCUCGUUUGCUUUUGGUUCAUGCUGCGCCAAUGGGGGCAGAUUCACACCGUAGCUUCAACUUCAACAAGCUACGCUCUUUUCUGAUCUCCCGAGCCCGAGUUGGAGUUGAGCUGGACUCCGACCAGUUCGUGGGGCCUGGAGUAGACUACAUGUUCGAGAUGACGGAGAAGGAGAUCGAUGAACACUACAGCCUCCCUAUCAUGCCCGUUCAUUUCUACAGCUUUACCCAGGCAGACACACCACAAAAUGUGUGGUGGCAGCGCUAUUGCCCUGAUCCGCCUGCAUGCAAGCCCCACACAAUGCGUUGGAGCCAUGCACAUCCCACCUGGACCUUUUGGUCUUUACCAUUCAUCGGUCGCUGGCUGCGGCGUCAUUUCAGGGACGAGCUUCUACUGGCCACAGCCAACCAUGCUGCAUCUCUUGCAGUGUCGCAAAUUCCGGAAGAUGAAGACUUGCUAAAUGUUGCAACAUGGGAAGAGAGGGGGACGAAGCAGUGGUGCAAGUUCGACAAUGACUACCAUGAGUUUGUCGAUAUGCUCAGUUGGACGCCUCAGGGCGGCCAUCACACUACGACGGGUGACAUUGCAAGCGACCCAAAGUUCUACCCACAUGGUGCAGCAAAAGCCUUCUUUACGGCGCACAAUUGCAAAGAUCCGAUAGCCACUGCCAAGAUGCUGGAUGAGAUCCAAAGUCGUUGGGAAAACGGGCUCUAUCCGCCUUCUACUAUCACAUACAAGGGCCAAUUCUGGGAAUCUGGAGAUGAUCUUCGCAAGGCAUAUCCUGAGCUGCCCUGCAUAUUCUGA